CGUAAACUAUAUUUUGGUAGUGGCUCCCAGAUAAACGCGUCACCUGUCAACUCGCUGGCUAGGUUGGAAACCGGAAACGGUCGUCAUUCGAGUGAAAUAACCGGCUAUAAAAUAGUAGUAUAUUCCUUACUGGAACAUCAUAAUCUCAUAUUAUGGCCAAGAUUUCAAGAAUCUAUGUACAUAUUUGUAUAUAUCAGCAAGGAAUAUCACCAACGUAUGUGGAGAGGAAGACAUAAAAUUGACUUUAAGUCAUCUAAUGAUGCGGAUAAUGCUCUCCAUCUUAUAGGGUUGUCAUUAAGAUUUGCAAGUUUGUGUGGCAUUAGAUAGCUGUCAACUCAUCCCAUAAGGACAUAUGGACAUAUCCAAUUUAAAGACAACCCUAUAGAGUUGUUUGGGUUCCUAUGAGUUAGCUGUCAGAUCUGAUGACUUGCUAUACGGCACAUGAAAGGCAUACCUCAGUUACCAAAUCUCCAGCAGCCGAAACGUUUCGAGAAGUUUUCUUUGGUUUGUUGUCUUUCUGAAAAACCGUAACUUUUCGAUCUGUUUAAAAAAGUUGGCCGACUUAGUUGGCAAAACGAUAAAGAAAAUCAUAAUAUUUGGUUUUGUCCUGAAGUGUUAAACCUAAUCCCGUAAUGGACCCAGAAAAUUUGGGGAACCUUCAGGAAGUUGAGCAGCAGGCGGGGGAAUAUACACUGGCCGAGAUCGAGGUUGAUAUGGAGUCGCAGCUGACGCCCAAUGACCUCGAUCCAGGUGCUACGGUGUUGCUCUCCAUUGAGGGGGAGGGAGAUGGUGAGCGCAUUAUGAGCCACGAGGAGCUAUCCAGAUGGUUUUUGGUAGAGCCGUCAAGUCCGGCACCAAUGCCAACAGAUGUGGUGGUGCAACGCACCCUGGAAGACCCCGCUCUCAAGCAGAUCCUCCAGGAGGCCGACGGCAAGCCGGACUUUGAUCCCGAGGCAGAGCAAAUGAAGAUUCGCAGCUUUCUGGCAGGCUUUACACACAACAGGCUGACCACGGAGCAGUCGGUAUUUCAAGGAUGCCGCGCGAAUGCCAAUGCCUUUAGCAGCCGGAUUAAGUGCCCGGAUUGCCUUGGCAGUUUCGAUCCGUCUUCGUACCACAAUCACCCCUGUGCCGUUGAGGUCGAAGGCAAGUCGAAUACCAAUCAGAAGUCUGUCGACGAAGCUGGGAAACGGGCAGCAACAGCAGGAGUAGCCAGUGCUGUACCUGAGCCUCCUGCUCCUCCUUCCCCAUGCAAACCGAACAGCUUGCGUUUGAUCGCGGAGAACCAGAUUCGCUUGCGUCGCUUCAUGAAUGAUGAGUUGAAGUACGACGUAAACAGUGGCGUGGAGCAGCCGCGCAGCCGUAAGUCCGGCAAGGGGCUCAACGAGUGCAGCAAAUGUGAUCGCAAGUUCGUUCACGCCUCCGGAUUGGUGCGCCACAUGGAGAAACACGCUCUGGAUCUAAUACCCUCGCAGAGUAACCCACAACCGGCCGCAUCGCUGGCGCCUGGAUUCACUGCCGCUGUGAAGUGCAACGUCUGUGGGCGCAUCUUUUACGAUCCACAGGUGGCGUUGAAGCAUGGCCACAUUCACUUCAAUGUUCAGAAAGGUAGUCAAUCGGAAACUGCGGACAAGUAUGCCACCAAUAUAGAUUUCAAACAGUUUCUGAAGGAUAGCGAGUCGCUGCUGGGUGAAAAUGGCUUGGAAACGGAGAAGCCAAAUAGUCUGGAGAACGAUUUGUUCAGCACUGUCGUUCUGGGCAGCGUCCUGCAAUGCGAAUUCUGCGAUUACCUGUUCUCUGACAUUACGGAGCUGCUCGCCCAUUCGGCCACUCACCCGGUAAAGCGGCGUUUUGAGUGCACCGCCUGUGACAUUAAGAUGGAUACUGCCAAGGAGGCCAGACUCCAUUUCGAGGCGGACUGCAUCUUUAUGCGCGAGGCGGUGAAGUCGCUGAGUGUUUCGGUCAGCCGCUUCUUUGUGUGCAAUGUAUGCGAGCUGAAAUUUGCCAACUCGGAGCUGCUGCAGGACCAUCGCUGCACCUACCAUCACUAUUUUCCGCGGCUGAGUCUGCAUGGGACGCGCCUGCUGCUUCCCUGCGAUUUUUGCGAGGUAAUGUUCGAAUGCGCCAGUGAGGUCCAGCCGCACAACGAAGAGAAACACUCCAGCAAGAAGAAGCGAGAAAAGGAUUCGCGUGGCAGCGCGGCCAGCGGCCGCCAGCGUCAGUAUCUGUGCGACAUCUGCGGCAAAUCCUACACCCAGUCGAGUCACCUGUGGCAGCACCUUCGUUUCCAUCAGGGCGUGAAGCCGUUCGUCUGCCCGGAGGAGAAAUGCGACCGCAAGUUUACCAUCCGACCGGACCUCAACGACCACAUCCGUAAGUGCCACACGGGGGAGCGGCCGUUUCACUGUCUGGUGUGCGGCAAACGUUUCCUCACUGGCUCCGUGUUUUAUCAGCAUCGCCUGAUUCAUCGUGGCGAGAGGCGCUACGAGUGCGAGGAGUGCGGUAAGCGAUUUUAUCGCGCCGAUGCUCUUAAGAACCAUCAGCGCAUUCACACUGGGGAGAAGCCGUUUAGCUGUCUCUUCUGCACCAAGACAUUCCGCCAGCGUGGCGAUCGCGACAAGCACAUGAGGGCCCGUCACUCGCACCUUGAUGCCAACUCGCGCCUUAUGAUGCAGAUGCAGAAAUUCCAGCUGGAGUCGGCCGCAGCCGCCAAGGCCAAGGGCAAGAAGGCUACGACCGGAGUGGCUCUGUCUGCUUGUGAUAGUCCCCCCACUGCGGAGGGUUUGGAACCUGGAGAAGUCGAUUUAGAAGAUCACAUUCACAAUGCAGAACAGGACGAGGACGUGCCAAACUAUUUUAUAGUGAAACAAUACGUGCAGCCUAGGGAAAAUGACCAGGAUGGUUUCAAUAUGCGGGAGGGGACCUGCGCCAUGGAGGACGGUUGCACCAUGGACGAGGACGACCAGCAGAUAAUUCUCUACGAGGCACAGCCGGCUCAGGGUAUUAUGGAAAUGGGAGACGAUCAGCGAUCGAGUCAGAAUUUGAUAACUUUUGACUAUAAGGAGCCGAAUGAGCAACCAAUGCGGGAUGAGGACUACGUUCAACUGCUUCAGAGCGACGAGAACGCCAGAGUUGUGGUUGUUCAAAACAAUCCAGCACAGCCUAUGUUUUCCAAUUCGUACAUGUAAUCGGAUUAGAAAUUUAAAUUCAAGCAAUGCGCCAAAAGAAUUUGAUUUCCAGUGUUCAGAAGUAAGCGCAUACAUCACAAGUUAGGAUAUCGUUAUUUUGUUUUCUAUGUAUAUCGA
This is a messenger RNA of Drosophila serrata, 3302 nucleotides long. RefSeq names its product matotopetli (gene topi). The record is from RefSeq and is a predicted model, not a curated record. Gene Ontology annotation, molecular function: RNA polymerase II cis-regulatory region sequence-specific DNA binding; DNA-binding transcription activator activity, RNA polymerase II-specific. Gene Ontology annotation, cellular component: nucleus. Gene Ontology annotation, biological process: regulation of transcription by RNA polymerase II. Lineage: Eukaryota; Metazoa; Arthropoda; Insecta; Diptera; Drosophilidae.